This is a messenger RNA of Talpa occidentalis (Iberian mole), 1891 nucleotides long. It is a transcript of the gene PERP, whose product is annotated as p53 apoptosis effector related to PMP22. The record is from RefSeq and is a predicted model, not a curated record. The transcript is spliced from 3 exons. The coding region runs from base 85 to 666 and encodes 193 amino acids. Gene Ontology annotation, cellular component: cell-cell junction; membrane. NCBI's taxonomy places the organism in Eukaryota, Metazoa, Chordata, Mammalia, Eulipotyphla, Talpidae. Gene Ontology annotation, biological process: cell-cell adhesion.
UUGUGGCGCGGCCCGCGCUCGCCCGCCACUCUCCGCCGCCGCCCGCCCGCCCGCGCGCUCUUCUCUCCGCGCCCGCCCGUCGACAUGCUGCGCUGCGGCCUGGCCUGCGAGCGCUGCAGGUGGAUCCUGCCCCUGCUCCUGCUCUGCGCCAUCGCCUUCGACAUCAUCGCCCUGGCGGGCCGCGGCUGGCUGCAGUCGAGCGACCACAUCCAGACGUCCUCACUCUGGUGGCGAUGCUUUCAUGAGGGCGGCGGCAGCGGGUCGCGAGAAGAUGGCUGCGAGAGUCUCAUGGAAUACGCGUGGGGAAGGGCAGCCGCCGCCAUGCUCUUCUGCGGCUUCAUCAUCCUGGUCAUCUGUUUCAUCCUCUCCUUCUUUGCUCUCUGCGGACCCCAGAUGCUGGUCUUCCUGAGAGUGAUUGGUGGUCUCCUGGCCCUGGCUGCUGUGUUCCAGAUCAUCUCGCUGGUAAUUUACCCAGUGAAGUACACACAGACCUUCAACCUUCAUGCCAAUGCUCUUGUCACCUACAUCUAUAACUGGGCCUAUGGCUUUGGGUGGGCAGCCACAAUUAUCCUGAUUGGCUGUGCCUUCUUCUUCUGUUGCCUCCCGAACUACGAAGAUGACCUCCUGGGCAAUGCCAAGCCCAGGUACUUCUAUACGUCCGCCUAAGUUCAGGAGUGAGUGGAAGACAUCUCUGCUGCCACAAUGGAUUCCAGAGGAAGAAACUGUUUUCCUAUAACAUUGAAUCUAAUUGGGGACCAGUGUUCCUUUAAAUAAACUAGUCAGAAUGCUAAAAUAAUUUCGGAAAAAAAUAUUUCUUAAAUGGCAUGAUAGUUUCAUAUUCAUCUUUUAUAUGUUUUGUAGAGUUGACUUCUUUUAACUAGUUACCUAUGACAUACAGUAUUGCCUUAUAUGUAUCAUACCAUUUAUACUGCAUUUAUAAAAGAACAGUAAUAGGAAAUUUGCCACUUUAUAAGGUAAAAAUGAGAAAAUUUCAAAGAUUGAAGUAAUCCGAUCACAUUUGUAUCUUUCCCAGGUGGUAUGAGCUGGGUCUAAUCAGGGUUAAAGAAAAGGAGAUACUGAUAAAAAUAGACAGUGACCAAAUAUUGUAAGAGAAAUACAAAAAAUAUUUUUUUUUCCAAGCCUUAAGCUGUUUAAGAAAAGUAAAACAGUCUCCUAAGUGUAUAUCAUUUAUGAGAACUUCUAAUUAAUAUCUAGACUUUUUGUUAGCCUCACAUGAACUUGAUAAGUCAUCUGGGAAAGUACUCUUUCAUGGCCAAAGUCUACGGCAGUAGUAAGGACUCCUUUUGUAGUGAAAUGUUAAGAUGGAAUUUUCUCUUUUAAGUGGUUUAUAGGACUGGGUGUGGGAAAAUGCUAUAAUAAUAAAUAUGUACUGUUUUGUGUCCAUGUGAUCAGGGCCAGUGUAGAUUGGAUUAAAAUGUGUACCAGUUGUAAUUUAGCAUGGCUCGACAGAUAUGCUUAUAUUGUGCAGUAAAGGUAAACAGAUUUAACAGAAAAGUGGCUUGAAUUGCCAAUGCAGGUUUAACUGGGCUCUGAUCAUAGAGACACAGCUUCCAAUAGAUUGCAACUGUAAGCAAAAGCUUAGUGUUAAAAACCUGGUCUUCCUUGGUCAACAGAUUUAAAAUAUCUGAUGUAAAACAUGCAAUAGGAGAAUUCAGGGAUGUGAAAUUUCUCUGAAUAGCAAAUAUAUAUCACAUGAAUUAUUAUUUUUGUACCAUUUGUACUUUCAUAAUGAAAACCAAUUCAUUUUAUAUCGCAAAUUAUUAUUUUGUUAGUUGAAGAAUAAGCAACUGUUUUCAUUAUGGAAUUUUCCCAAUAAACCAGGUAUUCUAAUCUUGUUUCUAGUUUGUAGUUUUUUGGUUUGGCUUUGGUU